GAGCAAUAUCUCUUCUUUUUCUGUCAAUUCGCCAUUCAAUCGAGUCUUCGUACUCUUUGUCGUGAUCGAUCGUUGAAUGAGAAGCAAUGUCUGUAGAAAUCAUAGAUAUCGACCUGGAAGGGGAUUCAGAUGGCAGCGGGAAUGAGGUACGCUUUUUGUCCACGAAUCUUCUUUUGAGAUGUGUGAAGGUUAUGCUUAAUGGGUGGGGUUGUCUUGUUAUUGUCCUGGUGUCUGAUGAGUGUAGUAAGAAAGUGGGUAAAGUGGGGUUUUCGAAUAUCUGUUUAUUGACUUGCUUUCUGAAAAGGGGCAUCUGGUCCCCACCUUAUGUGUUUUUCAUGGGUCAGUGUGUUUACCUAUAUGGAAGCAAUAAGGUUUCAAUAGCACGUUAUGAUCCAGAUAUGGUAGAGCAUAUAUGGUAUUUGGAACCUGGAAAGACACUCAGUGAUGGCUUGAAGCAAGUAAUAGGCGAUGCUUCAAUUAGAGAAAUCUUAGACAUACUGAGGGUUCACAACAAGGUUCACAUAUAUGUAAUUCAUAUACUAGAUUUCCCUUUUGUGGUUGAACAAUUUCUUGCAUUACCAGCACCUGGCGAUGAGGCAAACAAGGGUCAAGAAACUGAUAAUGGUAGUAAAAGGGUUGAGACUGAGGGUGUUACUCAUGGUAAGGGGGUUGAUGGUGAGGUUCGUGUGGAGGAAAGCCAAAAGGAGAGUGUAGUUGAGGAUUAUUAUGAACCUGGACAAGAUUUUACUGCAAAAGGUGUUUGGUUAGAGAAGGAAGAUGAAGCUGGUGUUGGUGUUGAGAAGGAAGAUAAAGCUAGUGUUGGUGUCCAGAAGGAAGCUGGUGCUGGGGUUGAGAAGGAACGUGCAGGUGCAUCACAAAGUGAGGAGGUGGCUGAUGACCAUAAUGAUGAUCUCGAUGGGGACAAAGAGGCAGAAGGUGAUGAAGGGCAUUAUGAUCCUGUUAUGGAUAUCCCUAAGUUAACAGAUAACGAAGAUGAGGAGGCUAUGGAGGCCAGAAAGAAGGUCAAGUCCUUUUGUUAUAAUUUCCAAGAGGAUAAUGCAGGACCUAGUUCCUAUCAUGAUGGUGGUGUGAAUGCAGCAGGUCCUAGUACCCCUCUUGCAGCAGUCCAUGAUGAUGGUGAUGAAAUGCAAAGUGAUGCAGAAUAUAGUUACAUUUCUACUGAUGAAGAUGAUGGAAGUGAUGCUGAUCAUGCUUCUAGGAGGAGAGCUACACACGCUGUUUAUGAAGAAGUUGAAGAUGCUCUUCCAGAUAUAAGGUUGGGGAUGAUUUUUGUGAGCAAGGCACAUUUUAAAGUUGUUGUUGACAGAUGCAACGCGAUGCAAAGGAGGGAUAUUAAAUGGAAGAAGAAUGACAGCAAAUGGAUUAGGGCUGUUUGCAAACAUGCCCCAAGCUGUGAUUGGAAAAUACUAUUAUCAAAGGAUGCGGUGACGGAUUCUUGGAUGGUGAAGACAUAUAUUCAUGAGCAUACCUGUGGUGAGGAGUUGACAAGUAAGAGAUUCAACUCAACAAGUGCAUCUAAGUAUUUGGUUAGGAAGAUGGGUUUUGCUUCUCUUUACUUGAAAGCAGAUGACAUUUUUCAAACCAUCUGGAGAAACAUUGGGCUAGAGUUAACUGGAAAACAAUGCAAGAAGGCAAGAGAGAAAAUUGCCCGCGUGUUUGAAGGAAAUUGUUUGAUGGAAUAUAGUAAACUGUGGGACUAUGCUGCUGAGCUGAGGAGAAGAGAUUCAGCGGCCACAAUUCUCAUUCAGGCACCAAGGCCGACAACCAAUGCAAAUCCUAUUUUCAUGAGAAUGUAUGUAUGUUUCAGUGCUAUGAAACUUGGAUUUGUUGCUGGCUGUAGGCCUGUAAUAGGGGUUGAUGGAGCUUUUCUUAAGGGAGCAUAUAAAGGAGUUUUGCUGGUGGCAGUUGGACGGGAUGCCAACGAUCAGAUGUACCCAUUGGCAUGGGCAGUUGUCGAGGAUGCGGUGACGGAUUCUUGGAUGGUGAAGACAUAUAUUCAUGAGCAUACCUGUGGUGAGGAGUUGACAAGUAAGAGAUUCAACUCAACAAGUGCAUCAAAGUAUUUGGUUAGGAAGAUGGGUUUUGCUUCUCUUUACUUGAAAGCAGAUGACAUUUUUCAAACCAUCCGGAGAAACACUAGGCUGGAGUUAAUUGGAAAACAAUGCAAGAAGGCAAGAGAGAAAAUUGCCCGUGUGUUUGAAGGAAAUUGUUUGAUGGAAUAUAGUAAACUGUGGGACUAUGCUGCUGAGCUGAGGAGAAGAGAUCCAGCGGCCACAAUUCUCAUUCAGGCACCAAGGCCAACAACAAAUGCAAAUCCUAUUUUCAUGAGAAUGUAUGUAUGUUUCAGCGCUAUGAAACUUGGAUUUGUUGCUGGCUGUAGGCGUGUAAUAAGGGUUGAUGGAGCUUUUCUUAAGGGAGCAUAUAAAGGAGUUUUGCUGGUGGCAGUUGGACGGGAUGCCAACGAUCAGAUGUACCCAUUGGCAUGGGCAGUUGUCGAGGUUGAGAAGACAGAGACUUGGAGAUGGUUUUUGGAAGAACUGCAAUCAGAUAUGCAAAUUGGUAGUGGCAAUAGAUUCACAAUUAUAUCAGACCAACAGAAGGGGCUAAUAAAUGCAAUUAAAGAGCUGUUUCCAGAUGCUGAACAUAGAAGAUGUGCAAGACACGUAUAUGCCAACUUCCGAAAGGAUAACCGAGGCAAGGAGCUGCAGAGAGCAUUCUGGAAAUGCGCAAAGGCAACCACUGAAGCUGAUUUCAUUAAGGCAUUGGGUGAAUUGACCAACAUUAAACAGAGAGCUAGGGCUGCUGUCUUAAAAGUACACCCACAGUUUUGGUCAAAGGCAUUCUUCAAGGAAGACAAUCUUAGGAUGAUGUGUGGUAGGAGGACUGUUGCUAGAAGGACAUUUGCAGAUGAGAAGUUUGUUGGUGAUUUUGGUCCUAAAAUAUGGGAGAAGAUUGUUGCAAGUAGGGAAGGAAGCAAGAGAUGCAAGGUGCUAUGGCCUGGUGGCGCUGGUUAUGAGGUUGAAGAAGAAGACAAGGGUAAAUUUAUUGUUGAUAUGAACAGGAAGACUUGUACUUGCAGGUGCUGGAACAUGACAAGCAUACCUUGUAAGCAUGCUGAAGCUGGAAACAAUGAAGCUUUUGAAGCCACUGAAGCCACUGAGAACUUGAAUGAUAACAACCCAGUGAGCCAAGCUAAUGAUCCUGCAAGUCAAGUGGUUAAUGAAGAAAGAAGACCUGUCCAAGAGCGAAGAACCGGAGAGAAGAGGAAAAGAGAAAAGAAAUCUGGUAGUCAAAGGCCUACCGUGCAGGAAAAAAGUUCACAAACAGUAAAGAGGAAGAAGAGGCAAAAGAAAGGAUCAACCUCAUCAGCUACUAGACCAAGGAAAGGUGGACAGUCAGGUGCUAGGGGGUGAAGGUGUUGAUGGUUGUGUUUUUUUGCCAUUUGAAGUUGACUGGUGCAUUAGAAAUGAAGAUGGUUGUGUUUUUUUGCCAUUUGAAGUUGACUGGUGCAUUAGAAAUGAAGAUGGUUAUGUUUUUUUGCCAUUUGAAGUUGACUGGUGCAUUAGAAAUGAAGAUGGUUGUGUUUUUUUGCCAUUUGAAGUUGACUGGUGCAUUAGAAAUGAAGCUUUUUUUUUGUUUUUUGUCAUUUAACCUAUCAUUACAUGUAAACUUAGACAACUUCAUGCGAAUUCCUGUUUUGUAUAUGGUGUAUAUGCUGUUGUGCAUAUGAUGGCUUCAUGGGACAGGUUGUAUGUAUGUUGGUACACCUUUGAUAUCCAGACUGAUGUAAAUGGUGCAAAUAUUUUGGAUUUAACCUUCUGGAAUCAAAAAUUGUUCUUGACUGAAAAGUCGUGUUUUGGUUGAGAAUUACAUUUUGCUGUGUAUUUGCUAGUAAGAAAUUGAACUUGUACAG
Molecule: messenger RNA, 3934 nt
Organism: Rubroshorea leprosula
Lineage: Eukaryota; Viridiplantae; Streptophyta; Magnoliopsida; Malvales; Dipterocarpaceae
Source: the annotation of a GenBank genome assembly